Molecule: messenger RNA, 6609 nt
Organism: Cricetulus griseus (Chinese hamster)
Lineage: Eukaryota; Metazoa; Chordata; Mammalia; Rodentia; Cricetidae
Source: RefSeq, a predicted model, not a curated record
GGAGAAUAAAGAGUGUGGAGUUGAACUCGUGCCAUUGUAGUGACUCAUCUCGGGCAGAACGCAGGGGCUUGAAGCGAGACAGCGAGCUGCGCUCGGCAGGGACUGAGAGAGAGAGAGAGAGAGAGAGAGAGAGAGAGCGAGAAAGGGGGAGAAAGAGAGAGAGGGAGGGCGAAGCGAGGCAAGACGCUCGAGGCCAGCUCGUCCUGGAGCGGACACCGGGUGCAGGUCACUGCGACGCGGAGCCACGUCCCUCUUAGCACUGCUCAGCCUGGAACCCCACGGGCACUGUCCCGCCGGCGCGAUCCGGGCAGCUGGACAGGCGCUCACUGCCUUGUCCUAAGUCAAGUGUCCGAGUCGCCGGGAAACUCAGGCGGCGAGUUGGCCACAGGAAGUUUAUUCUCGGGCUCCUUUUCUAAAAGGAGGAAACAGAAGUUUCUCCCAACCGGCAGCUUUUCUUUUUCGCCUUUUUGGCGCCCUGUGAGAUUGGGGAGGGAGUCCCCCAGAGCUGCCAAGCAACACCCGCUGGGCUCCUAGUCUUUUUUGCGUUGCCCAUUUUUGAUCCAGCCCGUGGGUCCCGGCGGAGCUCCGGCUGCGCGCGGGGGCGGAAGGGCGCGCGCAGGGGAGGGACCGAGGGACGCGCCGACUUUUUAGAGGGAGGGACCCGGUGGACAGCCGGUUCCGCGGAGCUUGCAGAGCAGAAACGAAGUGCGGUGCGCGGCGAUCGGGGGAUCACUUCCCGAGUGUCGCCGCCUCCCUGUCUGCCUCGGUUGGGGGACAGCCCCGGAGCCAAGAGCCCAGCCCGCGGCGGGGCCGGUGGACCAGCGAGCGCGCAGCAGACUGCGCGGCCGCGGCGAGGGCGGGGAAGAAAACCACCCUGUUUCCUCUCCGGCCCCCACCGCGGAUCAUGUACCAGGAUUAUCCCGGGAACUUUGACACCUCGUCCCGGGGCAGCAGCGGCUCUCCUGCGCACGCCGAGUCCUACUCCAGCGGUGGCGGCGGCCAGCAGAAGUUCCGGGUAGAUAUGCCUGGCUCAGGCAGCGCCUUCAUCCCCACCAUCAACGCCAUCACCACCAGCCAGGACCUGCAGUGGAUGGUCCAGCCCACAGUGAUUACCUCCAUGUCCAAUCCUUAUCCACGCUCACACCCCUACAGCCCCCUGCCAGGGCUGGCUUCUGUCCCUGGGCACAUGGCUCUCCCCAGACCUGGCGUGAUCAAGACCAUUGGUACCACUGUGGGCCGCAGGAGGAGAGAUGAGCAGCUGUCUCCUGAAGAAGAGGAGAAGCGUCGAAUCCGGAGGGAGAGGAACAAACUGGCUGCAGCCAAGUGUCGGAACCGUCGCCGUGAGCUGACAGAGAAGCUGCAGGCGGAGACAGAGGAACUGGAGGAGGAGAAGUCUGGUCUUCAGAAAGAGAUCGCUGAAUUGCAGAAGGAGAAGGAAAAGCUUGAGUUCAUGUUGGUAGCCCAUGGCCCUGUGUGCAAAAUCAGCCCCGAGGAGCGCCGAUCGCCCCCGACCGCCGGGCUGCAGCCCAUACGUGGUACAGGCGCUGUGGUGGUGAAGCAAGAGCCUCUCGAAGAGGACAGCCCCUCUUCCUCAGUGGUAGGGAUGGACAAGACCCAGCGCUCUGUCAUCAAACCCAUCAGCAUUGCUGGGGGUGGUUUCUAUGGGGAAGAGCCUCUGCAUACCCCCAUCGUGGUGACCUCCACACCUGCCAUCACUCCAGGCACUUCAAACCUUGUCUUCACCUACCCCAAUGUCCUGGAGCAGGAGUCGCCUGCAUCACCCUCAGAGUCCUGUUCCAAGGCUCACCGCAGAAGCAGUAGCAGUGGGGACCAGUCGUCAGACUCCUUGAACUCCCCCACACUGCUGGCCCUGUAACCCUGUGCUCCUCUGGCCAGCUCUGGAGGAGUCAUCAGCAUUAUCACCCUUCCCGGGGACCAGUACCUUUAGCACUCCAGGGCCAUGAGGGAAAAGGGGGGGGGGGGGCUUGGCUCUGGGGACCCAGUGGGACUUAGCGGUGAGGUACUGGUUGAUGUCUUGAAAGCCCCGGGACCCCCUUCCCUCCUUCAUCUUGCAAGCCGAGGAGAACUUGGUUUUGGUGGACUCAGACGUCUCUCCUGCUUCUGAAGCGCCUAGAGCUGGCCCGGAUGGUUCCUGUCCCUUUGUUACGCUGUUGUCUCUGGAGUGAUGGUGUCCUUUCCUGCCCCACCACGCAUGCUCAGUGCCUUUUGGUUUCCCCCUCCUUCCCGCAAUCUCAGUUUUACUCCCUCUGGGUUUUUAUGAGAUUUGCCAUGACAUUUCAUCUGGGUGGUCCCGCUAUUAAAAUGCUGGGGGAGCAGGUGACUCUUCUCCUGGGGCGGAUAUGUCCCGAAGGGGCAGUCAAAGUGCAAUAUUAUUGAACCUUCCCUCCCACACACCCCAGCGCACUGCCAUCCCAGACUACCAGCCGGCUCCCUGAGUUCUACAGGCGAGGCUGUCACCGUUGGGGUACACCAAGGACCUUUCCUCCCCAGCCUUGGAGAUGUUCAUCUCUUCGAAGAUCAGCUUGGCCGGAAGACAGGGUGUAAGUGCAACAACCAGGGCACAGGUUGGGUUUGCCAAAUGCCAAAUUACCAAGCCAGGAUUAGUGCCAACAAAGCCACGUGACUGUCCCAGUGAUCCUCCUUCACCUAAUGGCUCGAGCAGAACCUCUCUUGUAAUUACUGCCUCACAAUUCUGCCCCUGGACCCUUCUCUCCAGACCAGGGAGGUGCACCUUCCUAGGAACCACACAGCACUCCGAAGCCCUGCUGCGUUCUGCCCUUCCCUGACUCUCAGGGUGACAGUGCCCAUAGAUAUUUAAUGAGUGUGGGCCUGGCCCCUCUCCCAAUUUGAACUAAUGGUUUCUCUUCAGACCUCAGGUGGAAGAGCUGGGGAGAUGUCGGACUGUGCUAGGAAUGUUUUUGGCCGCAGCAUCAGCCCCGGGUACCUAGCCUUUCCUGGCUGCUCUCCUAUUAGUGAGGUGCAGGACUCCUACCCCACCUCCCUCAGUGGUCUCUGCCGUUGAUGAAUGGAUUCGUUUCCUUUGAUACUUUGGUGGCCCACUCCAGAGUGACCUUCUGACCAGCAGGCCAGUUGGGAGUCAUUGGUCUCAGCCAGUCGUGCUAGGGCUUGGGGUAUCUGUGCCAUUCCUAUCAAAGUAUGGGAUCCUUUCCACUGCUGAAUCCUUCUCACAGGUAUCCUGGCCUCCCCAAGGGCAUACUCCUGCUCCUGCAUCCCAUCCCUCUCUCCCCGCCGCAUGCUGACCCAAGUGUGGGAAGUGGUGUCGGGUCAGAACUGGUCCCUAGUGCUAAUGAUCUGCUUUAAUGUUUCCACUCCAGAGAUUCUAAAACCCUGUUAUUUGAACCAAGCCCAGUGGUGAAAAUCUGAAUUUUGAGAGGGAAGGGACAGCUUCACAGACCUGUGCUUUUCUCAGCCCAAGUUCACUUGUGCCAGCCACAAUUUAAUCCCAUGAUCCACUGACAUGCAUGCACAAUACACAGGAUCCAGGAGCCAUGUGGAAAGUUUGCCCAGCCCAGCAGAACUGAAAGUGAUAGGGGGUGGGGGGCAGGGUUUGGCUAGGUAGAGAGGGAGAGGGGAGGAGAAAGGACUUUUGUUCAGAAUAAUUUCCAUAUACUCGUUCCCUAUGCCCUGGCUCUAACUUUGCCAUCCUGGUCUCCCAGAGCCUCUGAGUGGGGUGCUCCUGAGGAGACUGAGCAGGUGGCUUCCUGGCCUCAGAGUCCCCCUAGAAACAGAAGACAGCUAGGAGUAGCUGAAGUUAGGCAAAUACCCAGGGGUGAACUGGGUGAACUCAGUUAAGCAUUUAUCAUCUCAAGCCAAGUGGAGCUCUUUCCCUCCUGGUGCCCAUGGGUAUUUCUGAAACGAAGCUGCUUUUAUUCUGUUAUUUCCCAAAGGCCCUUCCUGCCCCAAUCUCCACAGCAUGGAUCCCAACACAGGUCACAGGCCUGUGAUUUGGUGCCCCAGUUGGACACUCCUGAGACCCCCAAGUCUGGCUCUCGGUUCAGAUUUCAAGCUGUGUUGGCAUCAGUGAUAGAAGGCACAGCCAGCUAACCUGAGCCUCAGAAGUCUCUGAGGUCAUUUUCCCUUCUGAGCUGCUUGCUUUCGCCUACAAGAUCUCAUGGCUUUUCCAAAGGCAGAAGUUUCUGGGGGGAAAGCUGGAUAUUCACACCUAAACUGUGGGUAUAGCCUCAGUUGGCUUCCUUUUGGCUUGCUGUCCAAGUUCAUUUACCUACAUGUCACUCACACAUAUGCCUGUGCUCCAGGUCAGGCACCUGGCUUGACGUCCUGCCCACAGUUCAGGGAACAGCUGCAGUGGAAGGGGGGGAGGGCUGUUCUCAGACAAGGUUCCUGUCUCCCUAUGUGUGUCCUCAGCUGGCGUGGGCUUUGGCUGGACUGUGAGCAGCUCUGGGUUGGCAUAGGACAGGUACUCCUUAAUCAGCUAGUAUGGAACACAGUCCUCAUGGCCUCCCAGUCUCUGUGAGGACAGUCCUCCAUCUGACUAGCUAGCUAGGGACAGUUGUGGCACAGGAAAGAGAGGAGAGCCCAGGUGAGGGGAGAUAAUGCCAAGCAGAUGGUUUUUCUGGGGGAGAUUUUUUUCGGAAGUCAAACUGCUGUUGUCACAGGAUGCGUGUGCCCAUGUUGGCCAGUCAUGGGAGCGUUUCAAAGCUAACAGUAAGCAGAGCCUGGCACUUCCUCAGGCUUUGGGGGAGAGAACCCAAGUCUGCUUGCACUUGACUCCAAGUGUGGAAGGCAGAUAGGCCAUGUGAAGGGUCUGAAUUCGUUUCUCCCCAUUUUCCAGAGACAGCAAAAGUGUUCUUGAGAUGUCACCAUUUGUCGUUCACAGUGACUUCCUUCCCUGGUUAGAUAUCCAUGUGGCCUCUUUAGGGAGGAAUGUAAUAAGCACCUACUAUGUGCCAGGCACUAUGAGGCACUUUAAUAUUAAUCCUCUUUUAAGAUGGAACUAAGGGUUCAUCCCCUUCUCAAAGGUCCCAAGUAAUGGUUAAACAAAAACACUUGGAGAUGAGAGGGCUUUCUUCAAAGACCCCAGGUGGGAGUGCCUUUAGUCUGGUGGUCCUCAUCGACUCAUCCCCCUUGCAGCAUCUGCCCACCCCAGGCUCCUCCCCCUCGGGCUCCUCGAACCCGGCCUGUGCUCUCCUCACAGGCAACCUGAGUUCUCAUAGAAUUUGUGGACCAAUAGGAUAUGUAGUGUGUUUGACUUUCUUUUUUUAAAUGUAGGUAACGGGGUCUUGCUGCAUUCUGCUUGAGUCAUUGUGGCAUUUGUCUUCAAGCCAGCAUCUCACUAUUUAUUAACAGGGGCGUGUGAGUGUGUGUUGUGUGUGUUCACAUUCGGAUUCCCACGAGUGUGAGCAUGUGUGUGUACUUGUAUCCUCCUGCAGCUUUUUUUUUUUUUUUUUUUUUUUUUUUUUUUUUUUUUUUUUAAAGAAGGGAACCAAUCAUCCCACUGCUAAGUUGGUGUCUUCUCGUCUUCUCGUGCUUCUAGUGUUUUGGCCUGGCCACACCUCACCAAAUGCUGGUGAUGAUCCAGUACUAAUGUGUUCAGGAGGAACUGGGUCAAAUUUUGACAGAGGGUAUGGGAAGGGAAAGGGGAGAAGAAAAUGACAUUUAUUUUAUUAUUUAUUUUAAAUGUUUACAUCUUCUUUGUGUUGUUUCAAGCCUGAAUAGAAACAGAUAGCAUUAAAGUACCUUCCCCCACGCCCCCCUUUUCUAACUUAGGAUAAUGAUGCUCUAUUUUGUUUAUUUGUUUCUAAAGUGACUUGUGGACUUGUGCUGUAUAAACUGUAUUAAAAGGUUCUGUUUUUAAAGAUUGAUUGUCAUUCCUCUGGGGACAGUGGCUGCUAAGAAAUCUACGUUGUAAGAGAACACAAUGAAAAAGACCCUGGCCCUGUCUCUCAAAACUUAACUUUCUCUGUAUGAUUAAAAAAAUAUUCCAUUUAUUUUACUUCGUGGUUACUUGAUUUUGAGGGAGAAAAUAUUCAACUUUGUAUAAAGACUAGGUAUCAGGGUGUCUUUUGCAGUGGGAGGUGUAUAUAUCGUAUUUGGGUGUAUAGUGGAAACUCAAGCUUCGUGCAUCUGUAUUUGGGAUGUGUCAAUGACGUGAAGUGAAAUCUGCUAUUAAGACCCUGGAGGCAAAUGAGUUGUACAAGGUUUUAUGGCUCUGUGGGGAAUUUUAAUGACCUUUCUGGGCACCUUUUGUCCCCUAUUUUUAAAGUGAUGGUGAAAUGGCCCUAUUGGAGGGCCUCUCUAGUCGAACUCUCCUGGCAGGACCAUAUGCUCAAAACUCUUUGUACAGUUUUUAAAAUUGAGGAGUAUCCCUGCUCGGAAGCAUCUCUGGUGGUGUGUGUUGUGUUGUUCUGUGUACUGUACGUGACACAAGCCUACAGUGUUUGCACUAAGAAAAGCUUGUUGGGAGAAGCUUGCUGCUAUGGAGAAAAGAACAUAUUAAAACUUAUUUUCCCUUGGGGUUUAUUUUUGUUUUAUGUUUUUGUUGUUGUUGUUAGCUUUCCCACUUUCCAUUGAGUAGCAUUUUGUAGAAUAAAAUGAAUUAAGAUCAAA